AACCUCAUGGGCCGUGCUAAAACCCUGUCUAGUGACUGUAUCAGGGUAUUAGCAGAGCUUAAACCCCCCAAAAAUCGAGAUGGCGUUGAGAGCGGCGGCGAAGACAGCUGCGACGGCGGCCACGGCUGCGUCGCCGAGGGGUCUGAGGUCCCUUUUAUUUUCCACAUCAACCUUUCCAUUCAAUCUACCGCAGUCUCAAACGGAGAAACCUCCUCCUGCUGAGCCCUCCACCAAUCUCUUCGUCUCCGGUCUCAGCAAACGUACAACCACUGAAGGUCUCAGAACCGCCUUUGAGAAGUUUGGUCAAGUGGUUGAUGCAAAAGUGGUAACUGAUCGUGCAUCUGGUUUUUCAAAGGGAUUUGGUUUUGUUAGAUAUGGAUCCUUAGAAGAUGCUGCUGCCGGUAUAGAGGGCAUGGAUGGCAAGUUUUUGGAUGGCUGGGUUAUCUUCGCUGAAUAUGCAAGACCAAGAAAUACUCUGCCGCCACCUCAAAAUUCGUUCCCCCGUGGUGUCAAUAACACACGUUUCCAGAGUUGAAGAAUCCCUUAAUUCAAACAUAGCACUGUUCUGGAUUGAUACAGAGGGAAUGUUGAUCUUAUGGCGUGUCGAAGAGAUAUAGUCUCCAUUCGGUUUAAUUAAAACUGCCGAUCAAGUAAAGUUACGUACUUUGACUGGUCAUAUAUAUUGACUAUUGAAUUGGACGACUGGAUGAGGUCAUUUUUUGCUUAAGCUUGUAACAAUGUAGCUUAGGAGAAUACAAUUUGCAUUGCAUAUUGGUUUAUACUGCUACUUGGCAUCACUACUCA
Messenger RNA from Coffea eugenioides, 804 nucleotides. RefSeq names its product organelle RRM domain-containing protein 2, mitochondrial-like. Gene Ontology annotation, cellular component: mitochondrion. The transcript has 4 exons. Gene Ontology annotation, biological process: mitochondrial mRNA modification. The record is from RefSeq and is a predicted model, not a curated record. Gene Ontology annotation, molecular function: RNA binding. NCBI's taxonomy places the organism in Eukaryota, Viridiplantae, Streptophyta, Magnoliopsida, Gentianales, Rubiaceae. The coding region runs from base 80 to 535 and encodes 151 amino acids.